Molecule: messenger RNA, 960 nt
Organism: Castor canadensis (American beaver)
Lineage: Eukaryota; Metazoa; Chordata; Mammalia; Rodentia; Castoridae
Gene: Acy3
Product: aminoacylase 3
Cellular component (GO): cytosol
Molecular function (GO): aminoacylase activity; hydrolase activity, acting on ester bonds
Source: RefSeq, a predicted model, not a curated record
AUGUACUCAUCACCUAUGUCCCAGAAGCCUCUGCGCCGUGUGGUUGUGACUGGGGGCACCCACGGCAAUGAGAUGUCUGGUGUCUACCUGGUCCAGCACUGGCUACAGGACCCAAGGGAGCUACAGAGACCCAGCUUCUCUGCCAUGCCUGUCCUGGCCAACCCUGAAGCUGUAGCUACCUGUUGUCGCUACAUUGACUAUGACCUCAACCGCGCCUUCACCAGCACCAUACUCAAUUCCAAGGCCACCCCGGAUGAUCCAUAUGAGGUGAGAAGAGCCCGAGAGCUGAACCAGCUGGUGGGGCCCAAAUCUUCAGACCAGGCCUUCGACUUUCUCCUCGACCUGCACAACACCACGGCCAACAUGGGCGCCUGCCUCAUCUUGGAAAGCUCCUAUAGCAUCUUUACCCUGCACUUGUGCCACUACCUAAAGCUGCAGAAUCCUGACCUGUCCUGCUGCGUCUUUCAGUACCUGUUUUCCAGGAAGGAGUCUUUGGGCUUGGACUCAGUGGCCAAGAAUGGACUGACCCUGGAGCUGGGCCCCCAGCCUCAGGGGGUGCUGCGGGCCGACAUUUACUCCCAGAUGAGAGCCCUGGUGAUCUCUGCCAUGGACUUUAUCGAACUCUUCAACCAGGGCACGGCCUUUCCUGCCUUUGACAUGGAAAUAUACAAGACCUUGGACAGGGUAAACUUUCCCCUCACGGAGGAUGGGGCCCUGGCUGGCACCAUACAUCCCCAGCUACAGGACCAAGACUUGGAGCCACUGAAGCCUGGUGCGCCCAUCUUCAAAUUAUUCAAUGGUGAGGACGUGCUCUAUGAGGGAGACUCCACUGUUUUCCCCUUGUUCAUUAAUGAGGCUGCCUAUUAUGAGAAGCACUUGGCCUUCAUGAAGUCUGAGAAAAUCACGAUCUCUGUGCCCGCCUUGUCUGCGCUGACCUCUGCCUCCACCCUGGCUCUUUAA